Molecule: messenger RNA, 315 nt
Organism: Seminavis robusta
Lineage: Eukaryota; Bacillariophyta; Bacillariophyceae; Naviculales; Naviculaceae
Source: the annotation of a GenBank genome assembly
AUGCCAGUUGAAACCGCUCAAGAAACUCCUUUGGGCGACGCUGAGUUGAUCUCUCUGAGUGGAAGCUUUUUGGAAGCUUUUGACAACGAAAACAGUGAGUUGGAGAGUUUGGUGAGAGACUUGGGAAGUCGCAACGUAGAACUUCAGGAGACAAAGGUAUUUCAGCGUCGAUUCUUGGUGCACAAGUUGGCGCUCCCAAUGUGCGUCCUGUUCCUGUUGAUUGUUGCGGCAGUGACGGUUCACUCCUUUGCCGCCAACAAUCAUGCUUCCAAAGGCAACCCAGCGGUUAUAGUACUGAUGAGAAAGGGAGAUUGA